AUGGCCAACUCAACCAAUCCUGAUACCACUCGAGUCGUUGACUCGAAAAAAGUAUGGACAACUCUUAUAACAAACACAGCUUAUCUCUCCGGCCUUCUCACCCUAGACUACUCUCUCAAAAAGCAUGGCUCUGAGUACCCUCUCCUUGCUCUAUAUACCGACACAUUUCCUCCAGAAGGUCACCGCGCUCUCGAGAUCCGUAAAAUCCCCAAGAAGCGAGUCAAAUACCUCCUUCCCGCCGUCCACAAAGAUUUUACCAACGACCCUCGCUUCUAUGACUGCUGGAGCAAGCUCACACCCUUUUCCCUAGAGGAGUAUGACAGGGUUGUCCAGUUGGACAGCGACAUGAUGGUGAUGAGGAAUAUGGAUGAGCUUAUGGAAAUUGAGCUCGACGCUCCUGAAAGUGAGGGGAAAGGGAACAGGGUGUUUGCGGCUAGUCAUGCUUGUGUCUGCAAUCCGAAGAAGAAGCCGCAUUAUCCUAAGGAUUGGACCCCAGAGAACUGUGCCUACACCUCACAACACGACCACCCCGAUGCCGCCCAAACUCAAGGCGCCUCUUCUACUUCAGGCUUAGGCAUUCCCAACGGCGGUCUCCAAGUCGUCAAUCCCUCCAAAACCCUCUACGACCUCAUCCAAGAACGCAUGGCUUCAGACAGCGCGGUCAUGAACUACGAAUUCGCAGACCAAUCGCUCCUCUCCGACCUCUUUUCAGGCAGAUGGGUCGCCCUACCAUACACUUACAACGCAUUAAAGACCUCUCGUGAAACACACGCACCGAUCUGGAGGGACGAUGAGGUGAAGAACAUGCAUUACUUACUUAGCCCAAAGCCUUGGGAUGAGAAAUUGGGGGAAGAGAGUAAUCCAACGCACAGGUGGUGGACCGAGGCGAAUAUGGAGAGACUAAGGGAGGAAAAGCAGAGAGGUAUUGAUGAUGGUUUCUAG
Molecule: messenger RNA, 942 nt
Organism: Letharia lupina
Lineage: Eukaryota; Fungi; Ascomycota; Lecanoromycetes; Lecanorales; Parmeliaceae
Exons: 3
Coding region: 1-942 (313 amino acids)
Molecular function (GO): glycosyltransferase activity
Source: RefSeq, a predicted model, not a curated record